Messenger RNA from Naumovozyma castellii, 1539 nucleotides. It is a transcript of the gene PPT1, whose product is annotated as protein serine/threonine phosphatase. NCBI's taxonomy places the organism in Eukaryota, Fungi, Ascomycota, Saccharomycetes, Saccharomycetales, Saccharomycetaceae. Bases 1 to 1539 code for a protein of 512 amino acids. The transcript has a single exon. The record is from RefSeq and is a predicted model, not a curated record.
AUGACUAGUGCUUUUGCUGAUGCCAAGGAGCAAGCUGUCGCUUUCAAAAAUGAAGGUAACACUUACAUUAAGGAACAGAAUUACAUGAAAGCCAUCGAGUUGUAUUCUCAAGCCAUCGAGUUAGACCCUACCCAAUCUAUUUUUUUUUCUAAUAGAGCCUUGGCUCAGUUAAAGUUAGAUAACUUUCAAAGUUGUAUGAAUGACUGUGAUGUGGCUCUUCGUUUGGAUCCUAAAAACAUCAAAGCUUACCAUAGACGUGGGUUGUCACAUCUUGGUUUACUCCAAUGUAAAAAGGCUAGAAACGAUUUACAAGUGGUGUUAAAGGCAAAACCUACUGAUGCUACUGCCAAGAGAGCCUUGGCCAUGUGUGAGAAAGUUAUUAGAGAGGAAAGGUUCAAAAAGGCUAUUGGUGGUGACGACCAGGAUAAGUUAAAUUUCUGUCAGACGAUGAGCUUAAAAUCAUUUGAUGCAAAUAGUGAUUUGGCCAAGUAUGAGGGACCUACGUUAGAAUUCGAACAAUUAUUGAACGAAAAAGGUGAAAAUGCUGGUGUAGAAGUUAAGAACCUCACACAAGAAUUUAUUUCUCAAAUGGUAAAUGAUGUUUUCUUGAAGGGCAAAAAUAUUCCUAAGAAGUAUGCGGCAGCUAUAAUAUCUCAUGCAGACAGAUUAUUUAGAGAAGAACCAAGUUUACAGGAAAUAUCCAACACAACUGACCCAACAAAGAAAAUUACUGUCUGUGGUGAUACUCACGGCCAAUUUUAUGAUGUUUUGAAUCUUUUCAAAAAGUUUGGUAAAGUGAGUCCAGAUCACACUUAUCUAUUUAACGGUGAUUUUGUCGAUCGUGGUUCAUGGUCCUGUGAAGUGGCCUUAUUAUACUAUUCUUUGAAGAUUGCAUACCCUCAAAAUAUAUUCUUAAACAGAGGUAACCACGAAACUGAUAAUAUGAAUAAGAUGUACGGGUUCGAGGAUGAAUGUAAAUACAAAUAUUCUCAACGUAUUUUUGAUAUGUUCUCUCAAAGUUUUGAAAGCUUACCAUUAGCAACGUUAAUUAAUGACGCCUACUUGGUAAUGCAUGGUGGUUUACCUAGUAACACGUCUGAUACUGUGGAAGAUAUUAGAAAAAUAGAUAGAUUCACUCAACCACCAAGAGAAGGUUUAUUUAUGGAAUUAUUAUGGUCCGACCCUCAAGCAAAGGAUGGUUUUGGCCCAUCCCAACGUGGGUUAGGUUUUGCUUUUGGUGCCGAUAUUACCAAACAGUUCUUGGAAAAAAAUAAUUUGCGUAAAAUAUUUAGAUCCCAUGAAGUUAGAAUGGAAGGGAUUGAAUUUGAACAUAAUAAGAGAUUGGUUACUGUCUUUAGCGCUCCUAAUUACUGUGAUUCUCAAAAGAAUUUGGGUGGUGUUAUUCAUGUCACUCCAGGCCAUGGUAAAGUGGGUCCUCAUGGAAAUGAUGAUGAAGACCUACUAAUAGAGACAUUUGAAUCAGUUGAACAUCCCCCAAUAAAACCAAUGGCAUACUCGAAUGGUGGUUUGGGAUUCUAG